AUGGGCUCAAUACUAUCGAAACUUUUCGGUGGUGGUGGCAAUCACAGCCACGGCAGCGGUGCUCAACAGCAACCGCCGCCACCAGCACUUUUGCCACCGACUGGUGGUGCUUCAACUUCAACUUCUUCGCAGCAUCAGCAGCAAUCCUCAGCAGGCACUCCUCUUCCUCGAUCCACCAGUAGCGCAUCAUCAAAGCACCCACCAACACCGACGGCAGUGGAUGGCCUAACGACGUCAGUCCCACCUGCCCCCAUCAACAUACUCGAGGUGGAGGUGGACGAGGAGGCGUUCAAAGAGGUCGUUUCUCCGCCAAUCUACACGAGCACCAUCAAGGCGCAGAUUGCCCCCUCGCCGCCGCAUCCCCUGGAGCUGCAGCAGCACGGAGCAGCACCGAAGCCGAUUCUGGUGUCGCACCUGGCCACUGUGGACGUGCCCAACGGUCGCCAGCAAGCAGCGCCCAUUGCCACGCUCGACUCUGAUUACGAGGACGAGCAGCUAAUCCUAGAGCAGGAGAGCGCCGAGAUUGAGGAGGCGGUCAUCAAGAUUCAGGCGGGCGUUCGCGGCUACCUGGUGCGCAAGCACCACGCCAAUCAGUCAGCUAAAUUGCCCAUUAAGUCAAUCAGUCUCGAUGAGUCGCAACAGCAGCAGCAAUCGCCCGAGAAUAUUCUCCCGCCGCCGGAAAGCUUUGAGAGCAUUGUGGCAAUCUCAGCAGUCAGUAACAGCAGCAAGCCGCUGUCGAUUCAGUCGAAGCACCGCGUGGAGACGCCAAUUCCCGGCUCACCGCCCUUUGCUCAAGACGACACCAACUACCGCAUUCUGGACACUGACGUUGACAUACUUCAGGAGACAGUGCAGUCAGUCCAGUCAACGACGGUGGUGCCGCUGAUUGCCAACCCCGAGGAGCUGGAGAUCUUCAAGAAGAUUAAUGAGAUCAAUCAGCUGCUGGCCAGCAAGGACGACGACGAGGCAAUUGCAGUGAUUCCUGAGCCGCCAAAGCAGCAGCCGCAGCCACCAGUGGCCAAUUUGCACCAGUCAACUGCUGCGACUACAAUGAACUCUGCCGUCAGCUCAAGCAGCAUCAACAAGGCCCUCAGUGAACUGGAUCAGACGAUUCACGAGCAGGAGAUGAGUCUGCCUCCGGAAGAAGAGGAUGUGGUUGAUGCUAAAAAGGAUGAUGAGGUGAUUGUCCUGGAGUCGGCGUUCUCCGAUGUCCCCCUCAGCGAGCCCUCCUCAACGGUUCCUCCCGUGCCGAUGAGUCCCUCGGUGCUAGUGAAGGCGCCGUCACUUGAUGAGGAGGAGGUGCCCGAGGAAGAAAGCCUUCUCGGAGAGUCUCUGCUUUCGGAGACGGCCGCCGCCAUUCGCAUUCAGGCCGCAUUUCGUGGCUAUGAGGUGCGGAAGUCGCUCUCCCGGGAAGUGUCACCGGCCAGAAGUACUGAGGAGGAGAAGGUGGUCGUCGUGGAGGAGAUGGCUGAAGUUAAAGUGGCUGAACCCAAAGAGGAGCCAGCUCAGUCCCAGCCAGCAGCCGCACUAACUGAACCUGUGCCCGCUGCUGCAGCUACGGAAACUGAAGAGUCAAAAGGCGGUGAAGCUGCAAAGCCAACGGCGGAAGAUUUUGCCGAAGUCCUCUCCCUUAUUCCUCAGCCCGUCAAUGAGGAGCUUAUUCCAGUGAUGGAGCUCUCUGAUCAGGACAUUAUUGAAGACUAUGUCGAGGAGAAGCAACCGGAAGGUGAAGAGAAAUUGGCAGAUAAUGCUCAAAUAAUAACAAGUGGAGGGGAAGAGCAGCAGCCCAAACAGCCACAGCAGCAGCCUGCAACUGAUGCUGACGUGAAUGUCGCCGUUAAAGAGGGAUUUGGAACGCUGGCUUCAUCUGCCAAGGCAGCCGAAGCUGUUGUGGUGGUGGCCACUGCAGAGGAGAAGAAGGAGGAGAAGGCAACUGCAGCAGCAGCACAGGUGCCAGUACCGGACAUUGAGAAGUCCAUCAAGGAGCUGGAG
Messenger RNA from Rhagoletis zephyria (snowberry fruit fly), 1992 nucleotides. The record is from RefSeq and is a predicted model, not a curated record. NCBI's taxonomy places the organism in Eukaryota, Metazoa, Arthropoda, Insecta, Diptera, Tephritidae.